This is a messenger RNA of Gadus macrocephalus (Pacific cod), 2222 nucleotides long. It is a transcript of the gene plg, whose product is annotated as plasminogen. Bases 94 to 2124 code for a protein of 676 amino acids. Gene Ontology annotation, cellular component: extrinsic component of plasma membrane. NCBI's taxonomy places the organism in Eukaryota, Metazoa, Chordata, Actinopteri, Gadiformes, Gadidae. The record is from RefSeq and is a predicted model, not a curated record. Gene Ontology annotation, molecular function: serine-type endopeptidase activity; signaling receptor binding. Gene Ontology annotation, biological process: proteolysis. The transcript has 16 exons.
AUGACACGGCCAAAAAGCCCCCCAAAUAGAAGGCACGGUCGGUACCUGAGGACCGUAGUUGGCUCGCUAUGAACUGUUAGCCAGGGCCUCGCCAUGGAUUUGUACAAAACGAUGCUGCUUCUGGGAGCGCUGCUCUGCACCGCUGCAGUCUUCGGGGACAUCCAGGACAACUACUCCAAGACGGAGGGGGCGUGGAUCAUCUCGCUGCGUAGACGAGAGUACGCCGUGAACUCGCUGGAAGAGUGCGGCGCCAAAUGUGACACAGAGACGAACUUUGUAUGCAAGUCCUUCAUGUACAUAGAGAAGGACACAGAGUGUUGGACAGCGGAGGAUAACUCCAAAACGGAGCGGGUUAUGUCUCUGUCUCUCUCUCUCUCCUCCAGUCUCACAGAGAAGAAUCUGGAGGUGAACUAUUGCAGGAACCCUGACGGGGAGCCCAAACCCUGGUGCUUAACAACCAGCCUUUCCAAACGUUGGGAAUACUGCGACAUACCCCAAUGCACGUCCCCGCAGCCCACCGUGACCCCUGAGCUGACCUGUGCUUCGGACGAGGGCAAGGCCUACCGGGGAACCAUCGCCACCACGGUCUCCGGCAAGACCUGCCAGCCCUGGUCGUCCCAGAUACCCCACAAUCACAACCGAGCCCCGGAAAAUUACCCCUGCGGAGGCCUUGAAAACAACUACUGCCGUAACCCUGACAACGAGAAGAUGCCCUGGUGCUACACCACAGAUUCGGAGGUGCGCUGGGACUACUGCCAAAUCCCCACAUGUGGAGGCAGUGCUAGACCAGACCAGCCCGUGAUCCCAACGGAGGAGGAUAACUGCUACGUGGGGGAUGGAACCGCCUACCGUGGCACUACGUCAGAGACCAUCAGUGGGAAGAAAUGCCAAGCGUGGGCCGCCAUGACGCCCCACUCGCACUCCAAGACCCAAGAGACCUUCCCAAGGGCGGAUCUGCAGAGGAACUACUGCAGGAACCCGGACGGCGAUCGCGCUCCCUGGUGCUACACCACCAACCCCUCGGUCCGCUGGGAGUUCUGUGACCUGGAGAAGUGUCCCUCUGUCGUCGCCCCCCCCCAAUUGCCGGACCCCAUCCCCUCUGUUACCACCACCGUCACAGAGUCAAUUCCAGAGCGAGAUUGUAGGGUGGGAAACGGCGGCACAUACCGCGGCUCCACCUCCAUGACCAGCGCUGGGGUCACCUGCCAGGCUUGGUCCUCCCAGGUCCCCCACAAACACAACCGCUUCAUUCCCCAGAUGCACCCUGAGUUGGGCCUGGAACGCAAUUACUGCCGUAACCCGGACGACGACGUCAACGGGCCUUGGUGCUACACCACAGACCGCAGCAAGAAGUGGGACUACUGCCAGAUCCCAGAGUGCGCGGUGAGUUGUGGAAAGCCCCCGAUCGAACCCAAGCGCUGCUUUGGUCGUAUAGUGGGAGGGUGCAUCUCCAAACCUCACUCCUGGCCCUGGCAGAUCAGCCUACGGACCCGUGGCGGAAUCCAUUUCUGCGGAGGAACUCUGAUCCACCCCCAGUGGGUGCUCACCGCGGCCCACUGUCUGGAAAGUUCCAAAUUGCCAGCCUUCUACAAAGUGGUGCUGGGUAUCCACAGAGAAUCUGCGAUUGCGAUGUCCAAGCAGGAGAGAAAACUGGACAAGCUGAUCCUGGAGCCCAGCGGAGCGGACAUAGCGCUACUCAAACUGUCAACCCCUGCAAGAAUAAAUGACAAGGUCCUGCCAGCGUGUCUGCCAGAAAGGGACUAUGUGGUUCCCAGCAGAUCCCAAUGCCAUGUUACUGGCUGGGGAGAAACUCAAGGGACGGGCGGAGAAGGCAUUCUGAAGGAGACGGGAUUCCCGGUGAUUGAGAACAAGAUCUGCAACAGGCCGUCCUACCUGAACGGCCGGGUGAAGGACCACGAGAUGUGUGCCGGGAACAUCGAGGGAGGAACUGACAGCUGCCAGGGUGACAGCGGCGGUCCUCUGGUGUGCUACACCCAGAACAAGUUUGUGAUCCAGGGCGUGACGUCCUGGGGUCUGGGCUGUGCCAACGCCAUGAGGCCCGGAGUGUACGCCCGCGUCUCGCACUUUGUUGAUUGGAUCAAGGAAACCAUUGCAACCAAUUAGGGAGCUCUGCUGGCAACCGCCUACCCAAAAUCUACCCACGCACGCAAACACAUUUUUAUAUAUCCCGAGUCAAUAAAUAAUGUGUUAGACACGUAAAA